Molecule: messenger RNA, 1292 nt
Organism: Drosophila hydei
Lineage: Eukaryota; Metazoa; Arthropoda; Insecta; Diptera; Drosophilidae
Exons: 5
Coding region: 198-1277 (359 amino acids)
Biological process (GO): mitotic cell cycle; spindle organization; establishment of meiotic spindle localization
Cellular component (GO): spindle pole
Molecular function (GO): protein binding
Source: RefSeq, a predicted model, not a curated record
CAGAAAUAUAGUGGCAUCUGCACUGAUUAUCUGAGCAAAGCAAACUAAGCGUGGAGCUCGUUUUAUGAGGAGAACACAAAUUGUAAAGCCAGCCAGACAACACAAAACUUUCCCAUAAUCAAACAAGUUCCGAAGAAAAUUAAAAUCAUAAACACUCCAAUAUAUUAUACUUUGGUAUACGAUAGAAGACACUCACUAUGUUUCGCGAUGUCACUAAGAACUCAAAGCAACGACUAACCGAUAAUAUAGUGUCGAUAUCGGUCGAUGUCGGUUCGAUCAUUUCAUGUUGCACUGCUUCUUCGCAAAUGCUGAUUGCGCGAAAUCCAAUUCUUUUGAUGGACUAUGUGCAAUUCUUGGCUGCUCGAGAGAUACAAAGACAUUGGCGCGGAUUUAAAACUCGGUGUUCAUUGAAGAGAGAGUGGCAGGCAGCGAACAUCAUCCAGCGUUGGUGGCGUGGCUACUGGGAGCGCAAGACCUUAUUCAAAUUCGUUGAGAAUAAAAUCCAAAAUUUGCUGCUAUCUCGCUACAAUAGAGCGGCAACGAAAAUUCAAGCGCUCUUCCGCGGCUGGAAGAUACGUCAGACGAUGCACGACUCAAAGGGUCUGGUCAGAAUGCAGAACUGUGCUGCCGAGGAUCUCUUGAACUGUGUGGCCUUCAAGCUGCAUUACAUGAUGCGAACUUAUCAAAUUCCAGGCGUAUACUCACUACGCAAUUCGCACUGUCUGUCGCGUGUAGAGAAGCUGCUGGCCAGCACUCAAUAUCGCUUCCAUAACAUCCGCGUCCACUCGGACAUGGCCUAUCGCAAGAACAUGGUGGAAAGGCACCGAAAGGAAUUUAAAGAUGCUAGGUUCUACGCGAAUGCGCCGUAUAAGGGUCCCAAUUUCAAUUCCGCUUGUAAGCCUCAUUGCAAAGAGUCCUUGUAUAACACUAAGGACGUCGACGCACGAAUGUUUAAAAUCAUUUCCGCUUACGAGAAAUCACAAGCAGAGCCCAAAGCUAAAAUUGUCUAUCAUAAUCUGGCUGAAAGGAAGCGUCGCCAUCAAAUAAAUCAGAUUCUUCAACGAAGUGAACGAGAGAAGAACAAUUUCUGUGCCGAUGUGAUUGCAAGCAUGCGCCGCUGGAGCAUUUGGAAUGGAAACAAAAUCACUAUUGACAAGGAUAUCUUUCGCAAUCUCGACAAGCUCGAGAGUUUCCUUGACGAGGCCUUCGAAAUAUUGUAUACUUAUUCCACUUGCCAUUGCAAAAUGCCAGUACACGACAUAGUUGUUUGUCAUUAAUAUUUUUAAAAUUUC